AUGUCGUUAACCCACUUCUUCUACGAGCCCUUCUACUCCCUUUCUGACUUCGACCGUCUCUUUGACGAGGCCCUCGACGCGCGUCGGACUAACGGCCGCACACGCGGUCAGAACAGCCAGCUUACCACCCGGCAAGGCUCGUCGUCCUCUCUAAGCUCACUGCGCCCCAAGAUAGACGUGCACGAAGAUAAAGACAAGAACCUCGUCGCCGCCACGUUCGAGCUGCCCGGCCUUAAGAAAGAGGACGUGCAAAUCGACGUCCACAAUAACGUCUUGACCGUCUCAGGCGAGACCAAGAUCGACGAGACAAAGGAACAGGAUGGCUACGCCGUCCGCGAGCGCCGCUUCGGGCGCUUCUCACGUUCUAUUCCUGUGCCACAGGGUAUUAAGGAGGAGGAUAUCAAGGCGGCGCUCGAAGACGGCGUAUUGAGCGUGACCUUCCCUCGCUCUGCGCCGAGGCUGCACCGAAGAAAAUCACCGUCGCGUAGACGAGGUGGUUGCCACCACCCGUGGUACUCGCGCAACUUGCACCAGCACCUGUUCCCGCCCAACCUGUAUCGGUUACAGCCUCUGCCGAAGCCAGCCACCACCACCCAGGCUCAGGCUGAACAGCACGUCGUGGAGGAUCAGGAGCCUGUACCAGAGGUGGGACCGACAACAUCCGCGACGACCCCGCCGUCAACGGCUCCCUCCCCACCACCUAAAAUCACCUAUGAUGACGAUGGAAGAACCGUACCCGGCAUCAAACACCAGGUGGUGCCCAUCUCGCGGACUUGGUCGGCCACAUGGAGAUCUUCGGGUCCACCCGGCCCUCUCAUAUGA
Molecule: messenger RNA, 822 nt
Organism: Peniophora sp. CBMAI 1063
Lineage: Eukaryota; Fungi; Basidiomycota; Agaricomycetes; Russulales; Peniophoraceae
Source: the annotation of a GenBank genome assembly